AUGCCGAGGAGGCUUCCUCCCAUGGAAAACCCAUACCUAUUGGGACUGAAAGGGUCCUGUGGGCUCGAAGAAAAGCUGCGAUCCAGGGUAGGAACUGCCUGGGCCAGAGAACAACCUAAACAACAAGAGCUCCAGCCCAAGAAACCACCCACCAACAGAACUGCCUUGGCCAGAGAACAACCUAAACAACAAGAGCUCCAGCCCAAGAAACCACCCACCAACAGAACUGCCUGGGCCAGAGAACAACCUAAACAACAAGAGCUCCAGCCCAAGAAACCACCCACCAACAGAACUGCCUUGGCCAGUGAACAACCUAAACAACAGAGCUCCAGCCCAAGAAACCACCCACCAACAGAACUGCCUUGGCCAGAGAACAACCUAAACAACAAGAGCUCCAGCCCAAGAAACCACCCACCAACAGAACUGCCUUGGCCAGAGAACAACCUAAACAACAGGAGCUUCAGCCCAAGAAACCACCCACCAACAGAACUGCCUUGGCCAGAGAACAACCUAAACAACAAGAGCUCCAGCCCAAGAAACCACCCACCAACAGAACUGCCUUGGCCAGAGAACAACCUAAACAACAAGAGCUCCAACCCAAGAAACCACCCACCAACAGAACUGCCUGGGCCAGAGAAUAGGCAGCAGCCCGGGGACGAUCCCAGGCACAAGCCUUUGCUGCCCGUCAGGUGA
Molecule: messenger RNA, 693 nt
Organism: Homarus americanus (American lobster)
Lineage: Eukaryota; Metazoa; Arthropoda; Malacostraca; Decapoda; Nephropidae
Product: early nodulin-75-like
Exons: 2
Coding region: 1-693 (230 amino acids)
Source: RefSeq, a predicted model, not a curated record